Molecule: messenger RNA, 2369 nt
Organism: Lontra canadensis (Northern American river otter)
Lineage: Eukaryota; Metazoa; Chordata; Mammalia; Carnivora; Mustelidae
Gene: NIBAN3
Product: niban apoptosis regulator 3
Exons: 15
Coding region: 189-2045 (618 amino acids)
Source: RefSeq, a predicted model, not a curated record
UCCCACCCCCGACACGUUUCACACAGUGGCCAUGCUCUGGCUUCCCAGGGAGCUGGUCUCAGCGGCAUCCAAGCCCCUCACUGGCUGCCCUGCUCCCGGGGUACCCCUGAACCCAGAAACCUGGGGCUUGUGGGAGGGGAGGGAGUGUCUGCUUUGUUCCCGAGGGAGACCCUAGAAACGGCAGCAGGAUGGGUGGGCGGCCCUCGAGCCCCCUGGACAAGCGGCAGCAACAGCACUUGAGGGGCCAGGUGGACACCCUGCUGAGGAACUUCCUGCCCUGCUACCGGGAGCAGCUGGCAGCCUCUGUCCUGCGACAGAUCUCCCUCGAGCUGGGGCCCAGGGAGCCAGCCGGAUGUCAGCUGAUGCGCAGUAAAAAGCUUCCCCGAGUCCGUGAGCACCGAGGGCCUCUGACCCAGCUUGGGGGCCAUCCGCCUCGGUGGCAGCCGAUCUUCUGUGUCCUGCGUGGGGACGGCCGCCUGGAGUGGUUCAGCCACAGGGAGGAAUAUGAAAAUGGGGGCCAUCCCCUGGGUUCCAUGACCUUGACAGGGUAUACCGUCCUGACUUCCCAGCGUGAAUAUCUCCACCUGUUAGACACUCUCUGCCCAGUCUCCUCAGGAGAGCAUACACAGGAAGAGUCUGACCCCCUCCUGGAAAUGCCAGUGAACUACCCCCUGUUCCUCCAGCACCCCUUCCGCCGGCAUCUGUGUUUCUCUGCAGCCACGGGAGAAGCACAGCGAGGCUGGAGGCUAGCCCUCCAGGGUGGCAUCCGGCUUCGUGGCACAGUCCUGCAGCGAAGUCAGGCCCCCGCCGCCCGUGCCUUCCUGGACGCCGUAAGACUCUAUCGGCAGCACCAAGGCCAUUUUGGCGACGACGACGUGACCCUGGGCUCGGACGCUGAGGUGCUGACCGGGGUGCUGAUGAGGGAGCUGCUGCCGGCGCUGCGAGCUCAGACCCUGCCCGGCCUGCGGGGGGCCAGGCGCAACCGUGCCUGGGCCUGGACGGAGCUCCUAGACGCAGUGCACGCCGCGGUCCUUGCCGAGGCCUCCGCGGGGCUCCGCGCCUUCCAGCCGGAAAAGGACGAGCUGCUAGCGGUCCUGGAGAAAACCAUCCGGCCCGACGUGGACCAGAUAUUGCGGCAGCGGGAGCGCUUGGCUGGGAGGCUGCGGGUCGAGGUCCAGCGCCCCCUGGAGUCGUGCCUGCACGGAAAGGUGGACACACAGCUGUCCCUGGUCACGCAGAAGCUGCUGAGCACCAUGGAAGCCGUGCUCUCGGCAGUGCGGACCCUCCUAGCUCAGGGCAUGGACCGCCUGUCUGGCCAUCUUCGUGGGAGCUCCUCUGGCACGCAGCUGCGCAAGGAGGUUUACUCAUUUGGGGAGAUGCCAUGGGACCCAGAGCUGAUGCAGACCUGCUACCGUGAGGCUGAGAGAAGACAGGGGCGCCUGAGGCAGCUGGUGGUGCCAUUUGGCUUCUUUGGAACACGGAGCCUGAUGUUUGGGGCCCAGGAUCUUGCCCAGCAGCUUAUGGCUGACGCUGUGACCACCUUCCUACAACUGGCAGACCAGUGUCUGACUAUGGCCCUUGACUGCGCCCAGGCUGCCCAGCAGCUGGAGAAAGUCCGGGGGCGUGUGCUGAAGAAGUUCCAGUCAGACAGUGGCUCAGUGCAGAGGAAUUUUACCCGUGGGUGGCUGCUCUCCAUCUUCUUGCCCUUUGUGUUGCGCCAGCUGGAGGGGAGCUGCACAGUGGAGCUGCUUGAGUUCGAAGGAGACGUCCUUGCUGUGGGUAGCCCAGCCCUGACCGUCAAGGGCAUCUAUAAAGACAUGGUCCAGGGGGUCCUGCUGCAGAGGAUCGAUGGAGAAUUGAAAAAGGCCCUUGGUGCCAGUGACAUGUCCUGCACUCCGGAUGGCUGCUCGGAGGCCCCAUGGGACCAGAAAGGAGUAGAUGAGGAAGCUGAGGCUCAGAGAGGAACUCGCCCUGGGCAGCCAGGCUCUGGCACCGAGGUCCAGCCACUCUGCCCACUGCCUCCUCCCAGAACAUUCUGCAGUUGAAUCUUUGGUCACCUCGGUCCUUGUUUCCAUUGGGUAAAUGUCUACUAGCACAAUUUUGGAGUCAAGCCUAUGCACCAUUUCAAGGCUUUUAUAACCCUCAUACCUCCACUUCAUUCCUCUCCAGAAAAGCUGGCCUCUUUCUUACACUCCCAUCAACAGCAUUUUUGCAUAUUCUCCAUAUCCUUUCCAAACACUAGACAGUUUCAUAAAAGAAAAAAGUCAAUUUGAGACACACGCAUGCAUUUCAUUGUUUAGUUUGAAUUUCAUUCAUGGUGGAACUGAACCUAAAAAUAUGUUUAUUGGCCAUUUUUAUGUUUGUGCUUU